AUGAAGGUUUUGUUUGUUCGUAUCAGUACAUUAGUAAGUUUGUCGUACACUUAUUUGUGUUUAGCGUCAUAUCAACUUGGUUCUGGGAACAAGCCUUGUAGAAUGGAAUGCAAAUUAGUUGAAGACUUUCAACAUAAUACGUCUUUGCCACUGCCAACUGUACGUCAAAACUAUAGUUUGUAUUUACCGUUGUCUACUCGACCUGAUUCGACACCGAUGACAAGUUCUCUAAUCAGUGAUCCAACAUCUGCGGUAACUGAUUCUAAACAGGACACUCCACAAAUUUCACACAACAGACGUGAAACACCGGAAGGAUUUACCAUGCCACACAAUCCAGAAAUUAGCCCAAAUCAACUAAAUUUGACAAGUGAAUCAGAGACUUCAUUUUUGUCACUGGUUCCUAAUAAGUUAUUCGAUUUAACAACCCCAACAACCUCUCACUAUAUGCCAGCAGUAAAUAGCAGUGUAAGAAACGCGAAAUCCUCUAUCGACUUUUUAGAGGAUAUGAAUAAUGAAAUUUUAAUGUUAAAUCAAUCAAAAUGCCACACUCCAAUGAAAAUUAUUUCUUCUAGUCAAACUGUGGGAUCUUUUGACAGAAAUCAACAAGGAGAUAAUUACGCUCAAUUAGAUGUAAUUUCCGAUAACCAUGAUGUUUUAAAAUGGGAUUAUGCUGGAGAUAUAGCUUCGAAUCAUUUAGGUGUUCCAAGAAUUAUUUCACACUCUAGUCUAUCUUGUCAUCCUGUUAAUUAUGUUGAUUAUGGGAACUAUGAUGUCAAUAUGACAAUGACAUGGCCUUCUUCUAGCCCACAUAUUUCUCCAUCUUCUGGAUAUGGUUAUGCGGUUCGUAGAAAAUAUAACUUCAAUACAAGAAAUAAUUCUAACAGAAAUUGGAAUGAAUCAUCAAAGAUAAAAGGGUUUAAUGAAUUCUCUUCAAUGACAAUCAAUCAUGGUUCAUUUAUAUCUAGUCCAGAUCCUGAAGAUGAAAUACAUAAUUUAUCAUUAAAUAAUUCAAUGAAUCAAAUUAAUCAUUUUAUUGAUCAUUAUCAAUCAUCAUUAAAUGAUUUCAAUAUUGAUUUAUUUGAUCAAGAUCAUAUCAAAUCGAAUAUGAAUACAAAUAGUAGUGAAUUUAGUUUAAAUGAUGAAAAUGAUAAUGAGAAUAUAGAAAAAUUCAAUUUUAAUAAAAGUCAAUCAGUCAUUGAAUUACAUCAUCAUAUUGAUAUGAUUAAAACAAGAACUGGAAAGUAUUUCAAUCAUAAUAAUAAUAAUAAUAAUAAUAAUAAUAAUAAUAAUAAUAAUAAUAAUCUAUUACAUAAUAUAGAUCAGAAUAGAAAUGGAUCAAAUACAAUGAUAUCGAUGAAUAAUGAUUGGUUUAUCAAUGAAUUCUCUAAAUCAUAUAAUCAAUCAAUAAAAACAUUGAAAUCAAUCAAUAUCAAUAAUCAAUUGAUUACCAAUGAUAUAAUGAAUAAUAAUAAUAAUAAUAAUAAUAAUAAUAUAAAGGAUGAUCAUAAUGAGCAGGAAACUUUGGCGAAUUCUUCAGUGCAUAGUAACUGUAGACUUGUGAAGGAAUUAGAUGAAAAUAAUAAUAAUAAUGACGACGAAUUACAGUCACCUUUAGAGGAUAAUCAACAUGAUUUAUCUUCAUUACAAGCUACAUCUGCAUUGGAUACUAUAGAAACGGAUUCUUAUUUACACACAAAUAAUAAUAUACCUAAACAGGAAAUUUCCACAGUUCAACCGUCAACAUGUUCAAAAGACUUGUCUCAAUCACCUUUGAAUAAUUUUAAUGAACCAGAAGAAAUAUUCUAUAUUGUAGAUGGUGUACUUUCAUCAGCACAAGCACUAAAUCAUGAAUUAAGUUUAUUAUCCUCACGUCUAUUAAAUUCUAAUCAAGUGGAAACCUUGACGACUAAUUACAAUAUGACGACUAAUACUACUAGAACUUCAAGAAAAGAAGAUGCUGCUGCUGCUUCUGACGAUGAAGAUGAUGAAAAGAUACAACAGAUAAUCAAACUAUUUCGUAAUCAUUUUAUGGUUCAUAUUAAUGAAUUUGAAAAUAAAGUAACAAGUAUUACGGAACGUUUAAAUUUAGAAGUAAAUCAAAUGCAAACAUUUAAGAUUUAUGCAAAUUCUCUUAUAGAGAAGAUAAAUGCUACAGAAUCUAAACAAAAAUCCCUUCUAUUAACUGAUCAUAAUAAUCAAAGAAUUUUAAAGCACUUAGAUAUAAGUAAUGCUAUAAGAAAUAAAAUGCAACAAUUUAUAGAAGAUUCACGUAAGAAAAAACGAGCACUGUGCUUACGAAUAGUAUUAUUGAAACGAAAACUCAACUUCUUUGAAUAUGAAGUAGAGAAAUUACGUAAAGAGAAUAAUAAUUUAAAAGAAAAUGUAUCAAUUGCCGAAUAUGAACGAGUAUGUAUGGCAUAUAAAGAUUUAUAUAGACGUCAUCAAGAAUAUGAACGAAUUAUUCUUAAUUCAGAUAAUCAAAAAUUUAUUAUUAAAAAUAAUGAUUUUCAAUAGAAAUGACAAUAUUGUUGAUUUCACAAUAUCUCAGCUUUCCAGAUUUCAUUUCAAUGCAACAUGAUCUUGAAAGUAUAUAACUAAACUGAGGUUUUAUAUAUCAAUUUCAUUAAUACACUUAAUGAUAAAUAUAAACUAGAUGGAUACAACCCAAUUAGACUUACCUAUCUAUAAUUCAUUGAAACAAGAAUAACAAUUGAGAUCCAAUGUGAAAUUCCUUUUCUCAUAUUCUUUAAUUAUUACUUGAUAAUAAACAAAAUUUAACAUAAAA
Messenger RNA from Schistosoma haematobium, 2785 nucleotides. RefSeq lists its product as uncharacterized. The record is from RefSeq and is a predicted model, not a curated record. NCBI's taxonomy places the organism in Eukaryota, Metazoa, Platyhelminthes, Trematoda, Strigeidida, Schistosomatidae. Bases 1 to 2514 code for a protein of 837 amino acids. The transcript is spliced from 11 exons.